AAAAUACCAUAGCACACUCAGGGAAGUAAGACUGUAGAGGACUGUAUUGCUGAAUGUCGAAGUGUUUUGGUAAAAGUUUUCGUUUGAAAGGGAAAACAGGGCUCGUGUGAGGAUUCAUCAUGUCUCCGCUCAGAACUGGCUGCAUGAUGCUGCUGCUCCUGGUUGGACAAUCACUCGGGGCAUCUCCGUCAUUCAGCCUGGACUACAAGAAUGACUGCUUCCGUAAGGAUGGAGAAAGGUUUCGGUAUAUAUCAGGAAGCAUCCAUUACAGCAGGAUCCCCAGAGUCUACUGGAAAGAUCGGCUGCUCAAGAUGUACAUGGCAGGACUGAAUGCCAUCCAGACGUACAUUCCAUGGAACUACCAUGAAGAGUCUCCAGGCCGGUACAAUUUUAGUGGAGACAGAGAUGUGGAGUACUUCCUGAAGCUGGCCCAGGAGAUCGGUUUACUGGUCAUCCUUCGGCCAGGACCCUACAUAUGUGGGGAGUGGGACAUGGGUGGUCUGCCUGCCUGGCUUCUCAGCAAGAAAAACAUUGUGCUGCGAUCCUCAGAUCCAGAUUACAUCACAGCUGUAGAUAAAUGGAUGGGGAAGCUACUGCCUAUGAUGAAGCCUUAUCUCUAUCAGAAUGGUGGUCCCAUCAUCACUGUGCAGGUGGAGAAUGAAUACGGCAGUUACUUCGCCUGUGACUACAACUACAUGCGCCACCUGUCCAAGCUGUUCCGGUCCCACUUGGGUGACGAGGUGGUGCUGUUCACCACAGACGGGGCUGGAGUUGGCUACCUUAAGUGUGGUGCAAUACAAGGCCUCUAUGCUACUGUUGACUUUGGACCAGGGGCAAAUAUAACCGCUGCCUUCGAUGCACAGCGACACGCUGAGCCUCAUGGACCUCUGGUGAACUCUGAAUUUUACACUGGCUGGCUGGACCACUGGGGAUCAGCUCACUCCGUCGUGUCGCCUGCUGCGGUGGCCAAGUCCCUCAGUGAGAUGCUGGCGAGGGGAGCAAAUGUUAACUUGUACAUGUUCAUAGGAGGGACAAACUUUGGAUACUGGAAUGGCGCCAAUGACCCGUUCGACGCUCAGCCCACAAGCUACGACUACGAUGCCCCGCUCUCGGAAGCAGGAGACCUCACAGAGAAAUACUUUGCCAUUCGAGACGUGAUCAAAAUGUACCAUAAGAUACCAGAGGGACCAAUACCACCAACAACCCCAAAGUAUGCAUACGGUGUCGUUCCAAUGAAGAAGCUCCAGACUUUAUCAGACGCCUUAGAAAAACUGUCUUUCUCUGGUCCUGUCAAAGGCGUGUAUCCUCAGACUUUCAUCGACUUGAAUCAGGCGUUUGGGUACGUGCUCUAUAGGACCACUCUGCCUGUUAACUGCACCACGCCAACUCCGCUGUCAUCCCCACUGAACGGAGUCCACGAUAGAGCGUAUGUGUCAGUGGAUGGGGUGGCUGUGGGGAUUCUGGAAAGAAACAAAGUCAUUACCAUCAAUGUGACUGGGAAGGCUGGCAGUCAGGUUGACAUACUGGUGGAGAAUAUGGGCCGACUCAACUACGGAGGAUACAUCAACGAUGCAAAGGGUUUGCUGUCCAAUCUGACCCUUGGGAAGGACACACUCACCGACUGGAUCAUGUACAGUCUCAGUAUCGAUGAAGCAGUCAACCAGGGCCUCCUUGGGGAAAAAGAGCUCACACCAAAACGUCCAACUCAGGGCGCUGGUCUCUCCCCUCCAGCCUUCUAUGGUGGUAGUUUCAUCAUUCCUGACGGCAUCCCAUCCCUCCCUCAAGACACCUACAUCAUGCUGCCCAACUGGAGGAAGGGACAAAUCUGGAUUAAUGGCUUCAAUUUAGGACGUUACUGGCCGACCCGAGGUCCUCAGGUGACACUUUUUGUCCCUUUCAACAUCCUCAGCACAACUGCACCCAACAAUGUGACCAUCCUGGAGCUGGAAGGGGCGCCCUGCAGUCUCAAGCCCUGCACCGUGGAAUUCAGUAGCACCCCCAUCCUGAAUGCAACCGGCCAGUCUGACCACAAACUGCACUGGGGACAUUACACUAAAGAGGAUUUACUGUGAUGACAAGGGAACUCCAUGCUGCACAAAACGAAUCCAUUUGCACUAGACUCACUGAUGAACGAGUCCCAGAUCAGGACAUGAAUGAAAAUCAUCAUGUUUGAUUAUUUUAAAAGCGACAAGGUUAAUUUUGGGACAUGACAUGAUUGAAUGCGUCUUUUUAGCCAAAUCCUGUAUUUUCACAGCACAUUAACUGUGGGUACCUCUACCUCACUAAUUCAAUAGGACAUUUAUUUAAAGCCUCUUUUACUUGUCCUCUCAAAGGGAUUAUUGCUGAUUAAAGCACUGUCAUUUCAUGGCAAUGUGUAUUUUGGAGAGUGUUUUAUUUUUUAUGUGAAACACACAUCAGGGAAAACAAAUCCUCAAAAGCACGGCAAACAAUAGUGAAACUUUUGAUCUGUGACUUUUAUUCAUUUUGUAAAGAUUUCAAUGCACUCUGAAUCUGAUUUAAUACUUACAGUUUAUGUCUUUUAAAGCAAAAAAUAAAAAAGUGUCAUUU
Stegastes partitus (bicolor damselfish) is the source of this 2568-nucleotide messenger RNA. RefSeq names its product galactosidase, beta 1 (gene glb1). The record is from RefSeq and is a predicted model, not a curated record. Gene Ontology annotation, molecular function: beta-galactosidase activity. NCBI's taxonomy places the organism in Eukaryota, Metazoa, Chordata, Actinopteri, Pomacentridae. Gene Ontology annotation, biological process: carbohydrate metabolic process. The transcript has 16 exons. The coding region runs from base 120 to 2072 and encodes 650 amino acids.